AUGAUAUUACCUUUUCAUACAAACUUUGGCCAUAUUUUACAGAAACUGAUGAUUGACGAGAAGAAGUGCUACCUAUUCGGUCGGAACCCGACGCUCACCGACUUCUGCAUAGAUCACGCCUCCUGUUCCCGAGUGCACGCGGCCCUCGUCUACCACAAACACCUCGACAGGGCUUUUCUGGUCGACUUAGGCAGCACUCACGGCUCAUACAUCGGGAGCAUACGAAUAGAGGCCAAUAAACCGACACAAUUGCCGAUUGACAGUCAGUUCCACUUCGGCGCCUCCACCCGGGUCUAUAUCCUCAGAGAGAAACCCAACCAAAAGAACUCGACUAUCGAUGCCAACCCUGAAGAGAUUGAUUCCGGUCUUCUUGGUCUCCCAGAAACUGAAACAGAACUCGAUAAUCUCACCGAAUAUAAUACGGCUCAGAAUCGGAGGAUCAGUACAUUAGGAAUACCCGAUAAAGAGGUGAAAGUCUCGCGAAAACGCAAAGAAAAUGUUCGCUUCAAUGAGGAGGAAGAUGUGAUAAAUCCGGAGGACAUCGACCCCUCUGUCGGGCGCUUCAGAAAUCUUGUCCAGUCAUCAGUCAUCCCACACAAGAGGGUUCGCACGGAAUCGUCGCAUUCAAUGAUACACUACGACAAGACGGCUAUUGUGUCGACCUCUCGCUCCGAUCGCAUCUCAUCAUCAGAUCUGUCGUCACAUAAAUCGCAUUCAAAUCCAUUGUUUUCGAGCUCAUUGUCUGCUAAACUGGGCAUUCAUUUGCCGAAUCCGGCGCCCGAUGUGGACCUCAAUAGGCCUAUAGAGGAGGUGUUUAUUGACCAGCCAGUGAUCGGACCUCUGGAACUGUUUGAAAGUAAUGUAAACGAACCCAAAAAGAAAAAGUACGCCAAGGAGGCCUGGCCUGGAAAGAAACAGACUUCCCUUCUCAUGUAGACAUUUAUUCAUAUUUAAAUAAAAUGUUUUAUAAAUAGUAUUUUUGAUGCAAUUUACUGUCGUUUUAUUUUGUCAUGGCUUUUAAUUUAUGUUUUUAUUAAUAAUGUAUUAUAAGAUAUUUAAUAAUAAAAUUAUGCUUUCAUUACUUG
This is a messenger RNA of Oppiella nova, 1085 nucleotides long. The record is from the annotation of a GenBank genome assembly. Lineage: Eukaryota; Metazoa; Arthropoda; Arachnida; Sarcoptiformes; Oppiidae.